AUGUAAGCUUUGAAAAAGUAUCUUCCGAAAGAAUUUAUACCUAUCAAGACACAGAUUCAUUAAAUUGAAUGUGCCCAGUCAUGGUCUUAACUUACUAAGACAGAGAAGCUAUAUGCUUACUAUCUUGCAAGAGCCUCAUGGGAGGGAGCAAAAAUCUGUUGGUUCUAGAGAUCUUACGAAAGCCCAGCACUUUUGGUCCUCCUGAAGCUGAUCUUCUCUUAAAAUCUGGAAUCUUUGAGGGAAAAAGCUCUUGCCAAACAACUAACUGAUGAUGAAUGGAGAUAGAUGCUUGCAUACAGUGCUGCAGUAUUUGACAAUCAUGGAAACUAUAAGUCAUUUGGAGAUUCCAAAUUUGUUCCAGAAUUAGAAUCAGAGAAAUUUAAAGUUGUAGUUGAGUCUUCAGAUAGCUAUCAGACGCAUAAGGAAGUGAUAGAUAACAUAUUGGGUCUAAUUGAAGAUGUCAUCUACUCUGAAGGUGAGCCAAAUCACAUCGGAUUCCCAGAUAAAAAUGGUCAAACCUCCUACUACUCAUCAAAUGUUACCUCAGAUGAAUCUAGCAGAAUCGAUCAAUUCUGCCAAUCACAAAAGAUAUCACCCUUAAAUACUAGAUUAUUUAAAUUAGGGGAUAAUGAAUUCGAACUUAAGAUUGCAUCAUUGAGAUCAGAUGCCUCGAAGACUCCUUACCUAAAGACUUACGAGUGGGAAGACCUUAAAAUUCACGUUACUGCCAGUGAUUUCAGCGAUAUCAUGGGACAAGUUGUGUCUAACUUAGAAAAAGCUUACCACUACACAGCAAAUGACAACCAAAGAAAUAUGGUUAGAGAUUACAUCGAGCAUUUUAGAUUUGGAGAACAUUGGAUCAAGGAUGUUGGCCCAAUUGUAGAGAGUGAUAUUGGAUUCAUUGAAACAUACUUAGAUCCUUCAGGAGCAAGAGCUGAAUUUGAGGGUUUUGUCGCUGUUGUUGAUAAGAUCACAUCAGAGAAGUUCAAUCAGUUAGUUAAAGAUGCUGAGCACCUUAUUUCAUUCUUACCUUGGGGCAAAGAAUUUGAGAAAGAUAAAUUCAGUAAACCAGAUUUCACAAACCUUGACGUAUUGGCAUUCGCUUCUUCAGGUGUUCCGAUUGGCAUUAAUAUUCCAAACUAUGAUGAUAUCAGAAUGAACGAAGGUUUUAAGAAUGUCAAUCUUGGCAACGCUUAUCCCAGAGCUAAGUCAACAAAUAUUAAGUUCUUGAAAUAAAGUGAUGUCGAUCUUAUGGUUAAGUAUGAUAAGGAAUCACUUACACUGAUUGUAGCACUUCACGAGCUACUUGGACACGGCACAGGAAAACUUUUUGUAAAGAAUGUUGAGACUGGCGAGGUAAACUUCGAUGAGAAUAUGAAGCAUCCAUUUAAUGAUGGAAAUAUUACUACUUUCUAUUUGAGCACUGAGACCUGGUCAUAAAAAUUCGGAAAACUCCAUUCAGGUUACGAGGAAUGCAGAGCUGAUACUGUUGCUCUUUACUUAAUGCAUUUCAAAGAGCCUUUCCAAAUAUUCUUCCCCGACAGACAAGCAGAAUGGGAUGAUAUGUAUUAUGUUGGAUGGCUAGACAUGCUUAUGGGAGGUAUUAAGGGUCUUGAAUACUUCUAGCCAGAGGGAAAGGUAUGGGGUCAGGCUCACGUAUUGGCUUCUUAUGUUAUUUUCGCAGUAGUUAGAGAAGCUGAUCCAACUCUUGUAUAAUUCGAAUUCACUACAAAGGACGAUCAGGAAUAUUUCUUCAUCCAUUUUGAUAGAGAGAAAUUAAGAACAACUGGAUUCGAAGCCAUAAAGGAAUUCCUUAGAAAGCUUCACAUUCUUAAGUCAAUUGGUGACUUUGAUGAAGCCAAAAAGAUGUUUGAUCACUACUCUGAAGUGGAUGAGACUCUCUUGAAAGUAAGAGAAUUAGUAAUUAAGCAUAAAAUUCCAAGAAGACUUACUAUGCAGCCAAACUUAUUCCUCAAUCAUGAGACAGGAGAACCAUUCUAUAAGGAUUAUGAAGAUAGCUUUGAAGGAUUUAUCAAAUCUGCUUGUGAAAGAUAUCCAGAUCCAUUCUAAGAGGAAGUUUACAGAUAAUGGCUACUAGAUGUCCCUCAUCUUAAGAGGCAUAAAAUAUGA
Molecule: messenger RNA, 2130 nt
Organism: Stylonychia lemnae
Lineage: Eukaryota; Ciliophora; Spirotrichea; Sporadotrichida; Oxytrichidae
Source: the annotation of a GenBank genome assembly